AUGUCCUUUGAGGGCUACCUCACCUACGACUGGCCUCCAUCAGAAAAGGCUUCAGAAAACCCGGUGAAAAGGAAAAACCACAAACACUCAGGAACGAGCCAAUCGGACAAAGCCAAACAGAGUCUACACGGCUCAGACGCAGGAAAGGGGGCAGGUGUCCUGCCGCCCAACGUGAGACAGAAGGUUGGCAGGAACCUCAAGACUCCAGAAGGGAAAGGCAAAACACCUCACUUGGGUAGGAAGCCAAUAGGUCCCUCCCUUGAGGAAGAGGAGGAAUUCCAGCCACCCACCAUGUCUUUCCAGGAGGAGGACUUCACCUACGACCCGCGUCCAUCACAGGUGGCCUCAGGCAUCCCGACCCUUCUAUGGGUGGCAGGUGCUCCUUGGAUGUCUGGGGCCCCAUCGGAGGUGGCUUCAGAAAAUCCCCUGAAAAAGGGAAAGCACAAACACUCUAGCCAAAGCCAGUCAGACAAAGACCAGCAGCGUCUACAAGGCUUAGGUGCAGGGGAGGGGCAAGGCGGCCUGCUGCCCAAGGUGAGGGAGAAGGAUGGGGACACGUGCCAGACUCCAGAAGGGAAGGUCAAAACUCCACACUUGGGAAGGAAGGCGGCGGGGCCCCCGCCUGAAGUGGAGCAGGAAUUAGACGCGUCCAGCAUGUCUUCUGAGGCCUUCCACACCCACCACCAGCCACCCGCCAGGAAAGAGAGGAAGAUUGUCAAGGCUCCAGCCACUGCGCCAGAAGGAAUGAGUCUGAGGAAAGAGGAAACGACCAGCGCCCAGGCAGAGAUGGGCAAGUCUGAAAAGCGACAGCCACCUGCAGCAGCGGGGGCCAGGCUCCCACUGGUGCCCCCUGCCGGGUCACCCGCCUGGCCAGACCUCGGGCUCUGUCCCGGCCAGGUCAGUGACCCCCCACUUCCUGCCUUUGCGUCCACGUCCUCCUUCCAACCCAGGCCAAGGGCGCCGCCUUCCCCUAGCAAAGAGGAAGCAGCUCGGCUGAUGGGAAUCAGGGUGCACUCCAGGACACCGGUGUUCUCUGGGUCCAAGAGGGCUGGUGGGAACAAAAUGAUCACGAUGCUCCAGCAGGGUGUCCAGACCCCGCAGAACAACGUCAACUUGCUCUCUCAACUGAGAGGAGUCCCGUGUUCUCUUCUCCAACACGCUGUGGAGAGUGACCCAUCUGAGGAGCCACCUGGCCUGGAGGAACACCAUGAAGCACCAGCUGCAGAGACAGAUCCCUUCUGGAAGCAGCAGCAGUGUCACGGCGCCUUGGAGAAAGCAAGGCGGGAAGAACACACGGCACAGCUGCAGCCCCAAGAGCAGGAGGUCCCAGAACUGGUCCUGCACCUCAGCGCCAACAGGCCCCAGGACCCACCAGCAAAGAGGGCUAUUUCAGAAUCGUCUGAAAGAGGAGCAGCAGGAGCAGCUGUCCAGGAAAAAGCCCCGCCUGCCCCAGCCCCCGCAGCAGACACCCGGGCUCCCUCUGACCCUGCCCGUCGCCACAGCUGUCACCCCAUCCCUGGGAAGCGGGUGGUCAGCGGCCAGAAGAAGCCUGUGAAGAAGAUGGCACCGCUGAUGGCCAAGUCCAUUAAAGAUUACAAGAAGUGGACCUACUUCCUACGAUGA
Messenger RNA from Myotis lucifugus (little brown bat), 1623 nucleotides. RefSeq names its product elongin-A-like. The transcript has a single exon. The record is from RefSeq and is a predicted model, not a curated record. Bases 1 to 1623 code for a protein of 540 amino acids. Lineage: Eukaryota; Metazoa; Chordata; Mammalia; Chiroptera; Vespertilionidae.